GGACUACAACUGCGGUGCUUUCCACACUGGCGUCGAGGUCUACGGAAUGGAAUACGUCUUCCAGUACUAUGCAAACGAGCUUUCUGGUAUUAGCGCGCAGAUACCGAGAACUGAUUCGGCUUACGUGUAUAGAACCACGAUCGACAUGGGCUGGACGAACUACAGCAAUGACGAAGUUCACAGGAUAAUUUACGAGGAAAUGCGGCCUCAGUGGAUUCACAACACAUACCACAUCACAAAAAGGAAUUGUGUCCAUUUUUCCUCAGCGCUUUGUCGCCGACUGGGCGUCAAAGACGUGCCUGACUGGGUUUUCGGAGCAGCUAAGACGGCCGAUGCAACACGUGGUAUCUCGGCACUCGCUGACGCGGCGUGGCGCGCGGCGAAGUACUGGAAUUCCUAUUACUAUAAUGACGAUGACGAUGGGGAGAGCACUGGCAGAAAUGAAGUUGAUCCGGAAACUACCACCGUCACUUUCCCUUACCACGUGCAGCAGUGA
Messenger RNA from Perkinsus marinus ATCC 50983, 496 nucleotides. RefSeq lists its product as hypothetical. Gene Ontology annotation, molecular function: deubiquitinase activity. The record is from RefSeq and is a predicted model, not a curated record. The annotation marks the transcript as partial. Gene Ontology annotation, biological process: protein deubiquitination. The transcript is spliced from 4 exons. NCBI's taxonomy places the organism in Eukaryota, Perkinsozoa, Perkinsida, Perkinsidae.